Nymphaea colorata (pocket water lily) is the source of this 1034-nucleotide messenger RNA. RefSeq lists its product as uncharacterized. NCBI's taxonomy places the organism in Eukaryota, Viridiplantae, Streptophyta, Magnoliopsida, Nymphaeales, Nymphaeaceae. Bases 220 to 807 code for a protein of 195 amino acids. The transcript has 3 exons. The record is from RefSeq and is a predicted model, not a curated record.
CCACAAUUCGGCCUCAUCAAGCACCCCCUAACUGAUAUAUAUAUUUUUUCCCCUUUUUAACCACUUAUAUAUCUAUAUCUGCCCUGCAUUUUUUAAAAAGUGGGGUUGAACCAAAAGUCAGUAGCGAGUUGCGCCUUCAAGAACCCCAUGUUAUUUCCGAAAAUCUUCUGCUAAGGUCUCCAAGUGUAACGGGCGCGAGUUGGUGCUGUGCCUCCUAAUAUGGAGGAGGCUAAUUCUGCUCACAGAUCCGCGCCACCAACCCCGCCACCGGCACCACCACCAGCACAAAACCCUGCUCCUCCUUCGGGCGUCUAUACCCCAACAAAGAAGAAGAGGAAGUUCGACGAUGCAGAGUUUCAGGCAUCCAAGUACUGCAAGAUCCGGUCCAUUCUCAAGGGCCUCCGCCCUUCCAUCAUCGACGUCCUACGAGCUCCUGAGUACCGCAUCGGCAAAUGUGCAGAUACUAUUCGGAAAGACCUCAGGCUCAUCAUGGAGUUGUCGAAGCAGCUUAGGGCUGAAACAGUUUCUUUGGGGAAGAUGAGAAGAUUUGAAACAGUGGAAGACAUUCCUGACCGUCGUCAAGAAGAGAAAAUAACCGAAAAACCUGCAGUGGAAAAGCCACCUCUGGAAGAGAAGGUUUCAGUCAACGAGCAAACUGUGCUGCAGAAAGGAGUGGCUUCUGAAUCUCAUCUAAUUGGAGGAUCACCUGAUGCUUGGAAUUUCAUAACUUAUCCUGGCUCUGAUCCAGUUUAUUAUGGGAAGGUAAAAGCAAGUGUGGCAGCAACACGUGAGCCGGUACAAUCCUAGGCUGAGUUUCUUGCACAAUCAAUGACUAAUGCUCGUGCAAUGACUCACAAUUUUUUUUGGGCAUGUUUAAAUUAUAAUUAAACGUUAACUAACCAUUUCAACUUCAUCCGUUAUUGUACUUCUAGAUUUGAACAUUUGAAAUGUACAUUGUUGUAUUCUUGUACCAGUUAAAGGCUUCCCCUUAAUGAUACACAUCUCUUUUUGCCUGCAGGAGGCAUCAAACCUUU